AUGUAUCAAAUUUUAUUAAUUUGUGUCGCGUUUGUGAGUGAAUUAGUUUCUGUUUUUGGUUCAACGGCUUUAGAAGGUUCACCAGCGGGAUAUUUGCCAGAUUGUCCAGGAACAGAAACACCAAGAUCGAUAUCACCAGAAGCGCUAAAAUAUCUCACAAUCUCAGUCCAAAGCAGCAGCAGCAUAUUCUCUUGGAAGAAGCAAUACAACUAUUACCAAGUUUUAGAUAUGGCCAAAGACCCUAAUAUCGACUAUAGUAAGCCCACUGUCAUGUAUGUGGGGGGGUUCAUGGACCACCCGAGCUAUCCCUUUGCUUUGACUUUAGGGGUCGCUUAUAAGAAGUUGGGAUAUAAUGUCUUUCUAUUGAAUACGAAUAAGUUUACGACUGUUUCUUAUCCUCAGGCAGCAAACAACAUGCGUACCAUCGGGAAACACGUCGGAGAAAUGUUGGUCACAUUAACCAAACAUGGCUUAAACCCUACAAAACUGGAGCUUGUAGGUCUCAGUCUAGGCGGACACACAAUAAGCUUCAUAGCAAAGAACUACAGGCUUCUAACGGGAAUGAACAUAUCCAGACUAACUGGCUUAGACCCCUCUGGUCCUUGCUUCCGAAACUUAGGACCGAAGGACCGGCUAGAUAAAUCGGAUGCGGAUUUCGUGGACACUGUCAAUACGAACAUUGAUGGCUACGGAAUGGCGGCCCCCGUCGGCCAUGUUAAUUUUUACGUCAACGGUGGGGAAUAUCAACCUGGGGACCUAUUUUGGGCCCCCUGCAAUGUCAUCUGCAGUCACAUUAGGGCUUUUAGCCUUUGGAUAGCUGCUCUACAAAAUCCUAACAGUUUUAUUGCGAUGCAAUGUGAUUUAGUACAAGAAGCAAGGAAUAAAGAAUGCUACGGUAAACAUCCCUUAAUAACGAAUAUUCUAGGUUUGAAUACUAAUAAGAGCGUUGAAGGUAUUUUUUAUUUGGCGACACACAAUAAUUAUCCGUACUUUAUGGGCGUGAAAGGACUGGACAAAGAAUUUGAAUUUUUUGACUCGAAACUGAACUUAAAUAAAAGUAACAGUAUAUCAUUUAUGUGACAGGAAGAAAUUAGCUUUACAAAUAAAACGUUUUUAUGUAAAUAAAAGAACUUUAUUUCUGGG
Molecule: messenger RNA, 1143 nt
Organism: Trichoplusia ni (cabbage looper)
Lineage: Eukaryota; Metazoa; Arthropoda; Insecta; Lepidoptera; Noctuidae
Product: lipase member H-like
Exons: 3
Coding region: 1-1080 (359 amino acids)
Molecular function (GO): lipase activity
Source: RefSeq, a predicted model, not a curated record